This is a messenger RNA of Myotis davidii, 2624 nucleotides long. It is a transcript of the gene UROC1, whose product is annotated as urocanate hydratase 1. The transcript is spliced from 20 exons. The record is from RefSeq and is a predicted model, not a curated record. Gene Ontology annotation, molecular function: urocanate hydratase activity. NCBI's taxonomy places the organism in Eukaryota, Metazoa, Chordata, Mammalia, Chiroptera, Vespertilionidae. The coding region runs from base 71 to 2101 and encodes 676 amino acids. Gene Ontology annotation, biological process: L-histidine catabolic process.
GCUGGACCUUGACUGCCCAGUCUCUCCCUGGUCUCUCCACAGAACCAGCCUCCUCCCCAGCUCAGCAGACAUGUCUAGCCUCCAGGAGCUGUGCUCUGGCCUGCCCCUGCGGCCCCUCCCAGAGAACCGGGGACGUUGGGCUGGGGUACCCCAUGCCCCAGUCAGGACCCCUGGCCUCAGCCCUGCCGAGGAGCAGCUGGCACUAAGGAAUGCCCUGCGCUACUUCCCCCCGGACAUCCAGAAGCUGCUGGCCCCCGAGUUUGCCCAGGAGCUGCGACUCUAUGGGCACAUCUAUAUGUACCGGUUCUCCCCCCGCAUUGAAAUGAGGGCCUACCCAGUGCAGCAGUACCCCUGCCGGACGAAAGCUGCAGCAGCCAUCAUGCACAUGAUCAUGAACAACCUGGACCCUGCCGUGGCCCAGUUUCCCCAGGAGCUCGUGACCUACGGAGGAAACGGACAGGUGUUCAGCAAUUGGGCUCAGUUCUGGCUGACGAUGUCCUACUUGUCACAGAUGACAGAGGAGCAGACCCUGGUCAUGUACAGCGGGCACCCACUGGGCCUCUUUCCGAGCAGCCCUGGAGCCCCACGGCUGGUCAUCACCAACGGGAUGGUCAUUCCCAACUACUCCUCCAGAGAAGAGUAUGAGAAGCUCUUCGCCAUGGGGGUUACCAUGUAUGGCCAGAUGACAGCAGGCAGUUAUUGCUACAUCGGUCCCCAGGGAAUCGUCCACGGCACAGUGCUCACUGUGCUGAAUGCGGGACGGCGGUACCUGGGCGUUGAGGACCUGGCUGGGAAAGUCUUUGUCACCUCUGGACUGGGCGGAAUGAGUGGGGCUCAGGCCAAAGCCUCUGUCAUCGUGGGGUGCAUCGGUGUGAUCGCAGAGGUGGAUAAAGCAGCCCUCAUGAAACGCCAUCAGCAGGGUUGGCUGAUGGAAGUGACCGACAGCUUGGACCAGUGCAUUAAAAGACUCAGGGAAGCAAGGAAAACAAAGGAGGUGCUCAGCCUUGGUUACCAUGGGAAUGUGGUGGACCUGUGGGAGCGCCUGGUCCAGGAAUUAGACAAGACGGGGGAGCUCUUGGUAGACCUGGGGUCGGACCAGACAUCCUGCCACAACCCAUUCAAUGGAGGAUAUUACCCUGUGCAGCUCGGCUUUGCAGAGGCCCAGAGCCUCAUGGCCUCCGAUCCUGCCACAUUCAAGAAACUGGUCCAGGAAAGCCUGAGGAGGCAGGUCUCGGCCAUCAACAGGCUGGCCAAGGAGAACUUCUUCUUCUGGGACUAUGGCAACGCCUUCCUCUUGGAGGCCCAGAGAGCAGGAGCUGACGUGGAGAAAAAAGGCGCCGAAAGGACCGAGUUCCGCUACCCCUCCUACGUCCAGCAUAUUAUGGGGGAUAUAUUCUCCCAGGGCUUCGGGCCUUUCCGCUGGGUGUGCACAUCCGGGGACCCUCAGGACCUGGCGGUCACCGAUCAGCUGGCCACAUCUGUGCUGGAGAAGGUCAUUGCUGGCGGAGUGAACCCUGCUGUGAAGCUGCAGUAUAUGGACAACAUUCGCUGGAUUCGGGAGGCUGCCAAGCACCGGCUGGUGGUGGGCUCCCAGGCAAGGAUCCUGUACUCAGACCAAAAAGGCCGUGUGGCCAUAGCUGUGGCCUUUAACCAAGCCAUCGCCCAUGGGAAGAUCAAGGCCCCGGUGGUCCUGAGCCGAGACCACCAUGAUGUGAGCGGCACAGACAGUCCCUUUAGGGAGACCUCCAACAUCUAUGACGGCUCUGCCUUCUGUGCAGACAUGGCCGUGCAGAACUUCGUGGGCGAUGCCUUUCGAGGAGCCACCUGGGUCGCUCUUCACAACGGUGGGGGCGUGGGCUGGGGUGAGGUGAUGAAUGGUGGGUUUGGCCUCGUGCUAGAUGGGACCCAGGAGGCUGAGCAGAGGGCCAAGAUGAUGCUUGGUUGGGACGUCUCCAAUGGAGUGGCCCGCCGCUGUUGGUCCGGGAACCAGAAGGCCUAUGAGAUCAUCUGCGAGACGAUGCGGGAGAACAAGGGCUUGGUGGUGACACUGCCACACCAGGUGGCAGACGAGCACAUGCUCCAGCAGGCCUUGCGGCCAUGAGCACCGAGAGCCGGCCACGGUGCCCUCAUGUUCCCCCCUUGUCCCCUGUCCUCAUCCUCACAGCCACACCACAUCUCUCGCUGCACACCUUCCUCUCCUGGGUCAGCAGGUCCACACCCAUGCCCUCAUGGGGCCUCACAGCACCCUAGAGAGUGGGCUGUUGCUGUCCCCAUUCCACAGAUGAGCCAGCUGAGGCCCACAGAGGUGGGGCCAUUUCUCCAAGACCAGGUCGCUCCCCUGAGAACCUGGGAGGGCAGUGAAAGUCUUGUUUGGGGCUAUAGGAGCUUUGGAGGUAGGCGUGUCGUGAAUACUGGCUGAGCUGGGCAUCAACUAAGUCCCUUCUCAGCCUCCUGUCAUUCCUUUUCCUAAGAAGGGGCGGGCUUUCCUAUGGGCAGGUUUUUAAUCAAUCACCGUCCCUUGCCCACCUUCCAGCCAUCCAUGCAGCUCUCUUUCCAUCUGCUAGCCCAGUGGUCGGCAAACUCAUUAGUCAACAGAGCCAAAUAUCAACAGUACAACGAUUGAA